Lethenteron reissneri (Far Eastern brook lamprey) is the source of this 4758-nucleotide messenger RNA. RefSeq names its product rho guanine nucleotide exchange factor 16-like. Gene Ontology annotation, molecular function: guanyl-nucleotide exchange factor activity; protein binding. Gene Ontology annotation, biological process: activation of GTPase activity. The record is from RefSeq and is a predicted model, not a curated record. Lineage: Eukaryota; Metazoa; Chordata; Hyperoartia; Petromyzontiformes; Petromyzontidae.
UGUUGGUUGAUCGGAGGGCGCAGUUGGCAAAGACUCUCAGUGCGCGCGGCGAGAGCGAGAAAGCCAAAAAAACAAUCGGCAGAUCACCUCCCCAGCACCGGCCGCAUUGGCCGUGUUGUUGUUGUUGCACGACCUGUAGGUACAGCCUCCAUCAUGAGCGAGGCGAGUCGGAGGGAGUGAAGGCACGGGGAGGGAGAGACGGGGGAGUCUGUCCAGCCGUGGCGAUGAAGUCGUAACGAGAGCGAGAGAGGCGGCGACACAGCCGGGCCACCUUGUGGAUUGCGCCGACGCGAACCCGCUCCUGAGAGGAUGCACUGCCCUGGGCUGCGCGGUAUACAGUGAUACACGGCGACGGUGACGCGAGUCACGGGUCAGGGCGAGGGAGGUGCAGCAUUGACGCAAAGGGGAGUCCCGAGGGAGGGCUGCCGCGCCGUCCAAGCGGGAGAGAGAGAAGGAGGGCCAGGAGGUGGCCGUGCUGGGGAGUUCUCUGACCGCUGCCGCACCAUGACCGGCUCGUGACCGAAACCUUGGCUUAGCUCUCCGCCGCGUAGACAUCAAACAUGGAGCGCAGCAACGACGUGGACCUGUCGCAGCUCCACAUCUCCCCCAAGUGGAACUCCCCGCACGGCCGCCACCGCUCGCAGUCCCUGCUCUCCUCCUCCUCCGCCGGCGCCGGCGCCUGCGGCGGCAGCGUCGUCAGCAGCAGCAGCGGCAGCGAGUCGCCCACGUCGCCCGGCACCCCCGUGGAGACGGAACCCGCCGGCGCCGCGUCCCUCGCGCGCUCCCCCUCGCACGCGACCCCCCGACCGCCGGCCUCGGGCUGCUCCCCGCUCGCCGGUGCCGCGCCGGCGCUCAACGGCGCCUCCGCCGCGCGGCCGACCUCCGGCCUGCGCGGCGGCCCUCUCGAGUUCGACGUCGACUCGGUGGUGCUCAGCACCGACAGCGCCGCGGCGCGGAAGCUGGGCACCGCGCAGGUCAUCCCCAAGGGGCUGGCGGCCGGGAAGCCCGCCGGGGCCAACGCGUCGGCGCGCCGGGGCCUGAGCCACCACCGGAGCCUGCAGGCGGUCGACCGGCGCGAGCGCCGGACGCGCAGCCUCCUCUUCUUGGAAGCGGCGCCGGCGUCGGACGACGAGGGCGCCGCCUCGGCGGGAGACGCCGAAGCGGCGCCGGUGGACGAGCCGGGCUGGCGCCGCCCGAACGGCGGCGGCGGCGGUGCCGUCGGCGUCAGCGACGUGGGGGGCCUCCAGCGGGGCCUUCGCUCCACGUCGUACCGCCGCGCCGUCUCGUCGGCCUCCGCGGGCGGGAAGGCCUCGGCCGAGGGCAAGGCUGGGUGGCUCAAGCCGCUGGGAGAGGACGCAGGCCGCUCGCCCGCCAAGGCAAGCGACUCGAAGAAACCUUUGCUGAAGAAGUCACACACGUUUGAGGAGAGCGCGGACACGGUGCUGUACCAGCAGUUCCGCGAGCGAGGGCUCGACGGUGGCGCUGCGGACGAGGACGGCGCCCCCCCCCCGGGGUCCCCCGAGCGGGGGGGGGGCCCGUCGCCGAUGGCGGGGGGCUCGUCCUGCCCGCUGCCGGCCGUUGACGCCGUUGACUCGGACCCCAGCAUCGUGCCCACGUACAGAGCCCAGCGGGUGAUGUGGAGUCAGCUGCCCGAGGUCAGGGACUCGGGCGUCCUGGAGAGGCUCUCCUCGGAGGAAAGGAAGAGGCAGGAGGCGAUGUUCGAGAUCAUCACGUCAGAGCACUCGUACCUGCACAGCCUGGAAGUGCUGAUCCGCGUGUUCCUGGAGUCGGCCGACCUCCGCAUCACGAUGAGCAAGACGGAGCAGCACCACCUCUUCUCUAACAUCACCGACGUGCGCGACGCCAGCCGCCGGUUCUUCACGGACCUGGAGGCGAGGCACCAGGAGAACGUGCUCGUCCACAGCGUGAGUGACAUCGUCGAGCGGCAUGCCAAGAAGUUCGACGCCUACGUCAAGUACUGCACCAACGAGGUGUACCAGCAGCGCACGCUCGCCAGCCUGCUGGCCAAGAACACGACCUUCAAGGAGACCCUGGGCAGGCUGGAGGCCCAGCCGGACUGCGGAGGCCUCAGCAUGACCUCCUUCCUCAUCCUGCCCAUGCAGCGCGUCACGAGGCUGCCUCUCAUCAUGGACACGAUUUGCCAGAAGACCAACAAGUUCUCCAUCGAGAGCGAGCGGGUCAAGCGGGCACUCAAGGCCGUGAGCAAGCUCGUCAAGGAGUGUAACGACGGCGCCAGGAAGAUGGAGAGGACGGAGGAGAUGUUUACUCUCCAGAAGCAGCUCGAGUUCCGAAUCAAGCCGUUCCCGCUGGUGUCAGCGUCGCGCUGGCUGGUGAAGCGCGGAGAGCUCACGUCACUCGGAGGGGACGGGGGGCUGUUCACGCGUCGCAAGCACAGCCUCACGCUGCUGCUCUUCAACGACGUCCUCAUCGUGACGCGCAAGCGCGGAGAAGAGGCGUACCUGGUCACGGACUACGGCCUGGGCGAGCACCUCGUGGUGGACAGCGACGACGACGACCAGCCGGCCACUCAGCAGCAGCCGCAGGCCUCCGCACCGGGGGCCGCCGGGGAGAGCCCCUCCCCUUCGGGGGGGGCCCCCCCCGCCACCUCGAACCCCCGCAGCAGCCUGAUGCUGCUGCCGCGGCAGGGAUCGCUCGCCAACUUCUUCCAGGUGGCGAUCGCGAGGAACCACGCGGGCGAGCGCGUGGAGCUCAACCUCCUGGCCGACUCGCCGAGCGAGCGGGCGCGCUGGGUCUCGGCGCUGCGACGAUGGAAGAGAGAGAACGAGGACAGCGAACACUCCGAGUCGGCCGAGCGCAAAGACCUCACUCAGGUGGAGAUGAUCCGCACCUACAUGGCCGUGCAGCCGGACGAGCUGUCGCUGCAGAUGGCCGACGUCGUCCUCGUCUACAAGAAGACGGCCGACGGCUGGUACGAAGGCGAGCGUUUGCGUGACGGAGAGAGGGGAUGGUUCCCGGCGGCCUGCGCUCAGGAGAUCACGUGCCACGCGGCCAUCCAGAGGAACAUGCAGCGCAUGGGCCGCCUGCUGGGCCUGGAGACCAACGUCUAAAAGCCGUUGCAAGCAACCGCACGCAACCACACGCAACCGCACGCAACCACACGCAACCGCACGCAACCACACGCAACCACAUGCAACCACACGCAACCACACGCAAUCACACGCAACCACACGCAACCACACGCACAACCAAACGCAAUCACACGCAACCACACGCAACCGCGCACGCACGGGCACACAUUGGCCAACGCGCUCUCCGGAUUAUAACAAGACGCUCCCAGAGACACAUCUACUAGCGCACAAAGCGAGGGAACCCCAUACAGAAUGGAGAUUGUGCACAGACGGGCGUUCUUCAUUGCAAGGCCCCGUGGGCCACUGUGGACCCCUGGUGGCAUUUAGUGCGGCCUCCGGCAAUACAUGAAUGGUGAAAACACAACCCCAUCACCAUCGUCAUCGCCAUCGUGGUGCUGCUGUCAGAAGCCCCCCAAUGGUUUCAAAUGGUGUGGCGGCCCUCACACCGACGAUGUCUUAUCGGCAAAAGUGCCCCACCACCCCCCCGCCAUGAAAAUCACUGCUGGAUAGCAACAACACCCACCCAGCGACUGUAAACAACACUCGGCAGGACCCUUCUGACAGCGAGUCCCAAGACUCGGUGAGGCUUUCCUGGGUAAACGAACAGAAUAGUCAUAGCAUAGGCAAGAGGACGAAACACACGCGUGCCGGAUGAUAAGAUGCAUCAUCCUCACGCUGUAAGAAUACAGGGGGCGGGUGGUGGGAGGGGCGAAGAGUUGCGUUUUAUGAUCCGGAGAAUGCCGCAACCGACUUAAUCAACAAUCGCAAACCAAAAAUGCAGAUGCGCACACGCCAAGCAACAUGCACUCGCGCGGACAGCGACAGGGCGACGUGAACAGAGAAAAAAAAGCCAAAGCGGACGUUGACGAUACAGGGUGCUUCAAAAAAAUGUUAACGCUUAUAUGGGACUGUCGUUUUUAAUGGGAAAAGAACGGAUAAUACACUGUUACGUGAUAAGAAAUGUGUGUCAAUAGCUUCAAAAAGUCGCCAUCGUUGUCAACGCACGCCUGGAAUAUUCUCCAGGUGGUCUCCAGAGCCCAGAGGGCACAUUUCUUGUGGUGUUGUUGCAAAUUCUCAAGUGUUAAAAACACGUUUUUGAAGCACCCUGUUUAUAAUCUAUGAAAUAAAAAAAAUCACAAAUAGCACUUGAAAGGAGGGUAUAGCGAUGCAAGGUGGUCGUGCGAGAGACAUUUGAUUUUGAUACGGAACGCGCCGGUGGCCAAUCGGGCACCACCCUCACGAAGGCGCCUUCGACCUCCGGGGAUGGAGAGGGCCUGGAGGUGCGGCAGGGUCAAUUGGGUCACGGCGGAUGCGUAGCGGUCGGAUACGCGACGUUGCCCAGAACUUACUGCCUGCACUCUGGGACCUACCCAGCGUGCCGUUCGUCGCUGCCGUAGUUCAACUCUCGUGCUCCGAGGUCCAUACCUCUCCUCCCUCCCUCCCUCCCUCUCUCGUUUCUUUGCAACGCGAUGCAAUUUAAGGGAAACGGCCUUUUGCAACAAACAAAAAAGUGCUCUUUUAAAAUGUCCGUGACGGGAGUCGUCGGGGAAGCGUUUCGAGUUCGGAUUUUUAAGACGGCCGCAUGGCGCCCAAAAUCAAUUGUACAUUCAUAUAAUGUAUAUUUUAAUAAAUGUCACAUGUAUACCCA